Uloborus diversus is the source of this 873-nucleotide messenger RNA. RefSeq names its product protein cornichon homolog 4-like (gene cnir). The record is from RefSeq and is a predicted model, not a curated record. The coding region runs from base 131 to 586 and encodes 151 amino acids. The transcript has 5 exons. Gene Ontology annotation, biological process: endoplasmic reticulum to Golgi vesicle-mediated transport. Gene Ontology annotation, cellular component: COPII-coated ER to Golgi transport vesicle; endoplasmic reticulum membrane. NCBI's taxonomy places the organism in Eukaryota, Metazoa, Arthropoda, Arachnida, Araneae, Uloboridae.
CGUUUGUGUCUUGCGUAUCAUCAUCAUCCGAGAAACGUGCUUGAGUGCAAAAUAGUUUGUGAGUAAAAUGUGAAUGAAGAUCAGUAUUUAAUUUCAUUCGUCCACCGACAAGAUUUAGUUUAAUAAAAAAAUGAUUGGUGAUGUCUGGCUGUUUGUUUUGUCGUUAUUUGGUGAUGGAAUUCUAUUGUUUCUCACUGUUUAUGUUGUGAUAACUUUAUCUGACUUGGAAUGUGACUAUUUGAAUGCUCAGGAAUGCUGCAGAAAACUAAAUGGGUGGAUUGAGCCAGAAAUGAUUUUUCAUGGCAUAAUAACUUUGUUUCUGCUCAUUGAAUGGCAUUGGCUUUUAUUCUUCAUAAAUUUACCAAUGGCAUGUUGGCAAGCAUAUAAGAAAUUUACCGUGCCAUCUGGAAACUUUGGAAUUUAUGAUCCUACAGAAAUUCACAAUCGUUUUAAUUUGAAACAGCACAUGAGAGAUUCUCUAAUCCGAUUAGCAUUUUACUUAAUUUUCUUUUUUGUCUACUUGUAUUGCAUGAUAAUAUCUCUACUUAUGAAGUCUCCUGAGAAUGCACCUUCUGAGGAAUUUUGAUAUUUUGUGCACAUGUAAUAUUGGACUGAUUUAAAAAUCUCUGUUAAAGGGGUAAACUAUGCAAAGUAUUUAUGCUUACUAAGUUCUACAAACAUUAAUGGAAAGACAUUUUAUUUCUUUUUACAAUGAUACUUUGUGAUAAAUGCAACUCUUCAUUAAUUUUUUUUAUGUUUUUCCCGUGAUCAGUGUAAUUAUCCAUUUAACAUCUGUUGUGGAAGUUCUUAAAUCCUUUUUUAUUUUGAAUGGUAUCAUAGUUUCUGCUUCUCAUUGUACAGCAUUUUUAAAAA